GUCGUGCCCGGGAUGGGCUGUGUGCACUGCAAAGAGAAGCGGAACAGCAAAGGGCAAGCGGGGGGUGAGCUGGGCCCCCCCCAGCCCCCUGUGUCCCAGUAUGACCCCGACCCCACGCAGCCGGGUGCCAUCUUCCCCCGCAUCCCUGCCUUCCUGCAACACCUUCCACGCCCCGGCGAUCCCUGCGGCUCCAUCCUUGGCGGAGGUGUGACACUCUUCAUCGCCCUGUACGACUACGAGGCCAGGACGGAGGAUGACCUGACCUUCCAGAAAGGGGAGAAAUUCCACAUCAUCAACAACACGGAGGGUGACUGGUGGGAGGCCAGGUCACUGAGCUCGGGCACCACCGGCUACAUCCCCAGCAACUACGUGGCCCCAGUGGACUCUAUCCAGGCAGAAGAGUGGUACUUUGGGAAGAUCGGGCGCAAGGAUGCAGAGCGGCAGCUCCUGUGUCACAGCAACUGCAGGGGCACCUUCCUCAUCCGGGAGAGUGAGACAACCAAAGGUGCCUAUUCCCUCUCCAUCCGGGACUGGGAUGAGGCCAAAGGAGACCACGUGAAGCACUAUAAGAUCCGGAAACUUGACAACGGGGGCUACUACAUCACCACCCGCGCCCAGUUCGACACCGUCCAGCAGCUGGUCCAGCACUAUAUAG
Nestor notabilis (Kea) is the source of this 655-nucleotide messenger RNA. Its product is annotated as proto-oncogene tyrosine-protein kinase Yrk-like. Gene Ontology annotation, molecular function: protein binding. NCBI's taxonomy places the organism in Eukaryota, Metazoa, Chordata, Aves, Psittaciformes, Psittacidae. The record is from RefSeq and is a predicted model, not a curated record. The annotation marks the transcript as partial. The transcript is spliced from 5 exons.